Messenger RNA from Ceutorhynchus assimilis (cabbage seed weevil), 1554 nucleotides. Lineage: Eukaryota; Metazoa; Arthropoda; Insecta; Coleoptera; Curculionidae. The record is from the annotation of a GenBank genome assembly.
AUGUUAGUAACUGAAAUGAAUCUAAACAACAUCACUAAAACUAGAAAAAGUGGUGUCAUUCCAAUAAGGGCCCUAAUAUGGGUAAUGCUUUUUUCAAGUACCCUUUUCCUUUACAUGCUCAGGACCAAUAUUUCCAUUAUUCUUCUGGCUAUGGUGGAUACUGAGGGCACCAGUAAUUCCUUAGUUGCUAUUCCCGAGUGUAAAGUUAUAAAUGGAACAAAAAUCUUUGAUACAACUUACUAUAAUGACUCUAGUUUGGCCGAAAAGCAAAUAAGUGGCAAAAAUUUUAAGCCCAACACCUACAACUGGGAUUCUAAACUACAAGGCUACAUCUUAGGAGCUUACUUUUGGGGUUUCGUGAUUAGCAACAUUCCAGCGGCGGCCAUAGCUGAAAAAUACGGAUCCAGAAAGUGUCUGGCAAUUUCUUUCAUAGUUAGUUCAGUGUUGACGCUGCUUGGACCCCUGUGUGCUUCUUUACAUCCGUAUUUGUUGAUAGGGUCGAGGUUUUUUAUUGGAUUGUUUGCCGGAACAGUUUAUCCAGCAGUUCACUGUAUGAUCUCCAAAUGGGCCCCACCAGAGGAAAAGGGCAAAUUUAUAAGCGCCACUUUGGGAGGUUCAUUAGGAACUGUCCUUACAUGGCCUCUUUUAGGUAAUAUAAUUGAACACAUAAGCUGGGAUUGGGCGUUCUAUCUAACAGGUAUAAUUGUUCUUUUGUGGACCGUAUCCUGGACAUUUUUAGUGCGGGAUUCUCCCGAAGAACAUCCUUGGAUAAGUGACAAAGAAAAAGAAUAUAUUAUUAACAGUUUGUCUGGAACAGUUUCAACAACAAAAAGAAUACCUCCAUACAAAUCUAUAGUGUGCUCAUUACCAGCGUGGGCUCUAUUCGUGGCACAAUUUGGUAACCUAUGGGGUCUAUUUUUUCUUAUGACUGCUGGCCCUAGAUUUAUGUCGACUGUAUUGGGAUUCGAUUUAGGACAUACAGGAAUUUUGUCGGCUUUGCCAUAUUUAGCUAGAAUGAUUGCAGGAUUCGUUUUCGGUAUCGUGGGAGAUUUGAUGGUGAGGAGGGAAUUGAUGACCAAGACUGCUGUGAGAAAAUCGUUUAUUUUAUUAUCUCAUAUUGUGCCAGGUUUACUCCUUAUAUCGCAAACAUUCGUCGGAUGUGAAAUAACUUGGGUUAUAAUUCUAAUUACUUUAUCAUUGGCUUCCAACGGAGCGAGUACCAUCACCAAUCUUUCGAAUGCCCAAGAUUUAGCACCAAACUUUGCUGGUAGUAUUUAUGGAAUAGCAAAUUGUAUUGGUAGUACCACAGGCUUUAUAAGUCCCAUAAUUGUUGGGUUUGUUACUGCAGAACAUAACGGUUUAAGUGAAUGGCACACCAUUUUCUAUAUUGGAGCAGCAGUUUACAUAGGAUGCGGUAUUUUUUUUGCCAUUUUUGGCACGGCCGAUAUACAACAGUGGAAUUAUUCUGAAGAUGAGAGGCCUGAAACGUCGAUAACCAGAGAGGGUAUCGACAAUGUUGCUUUUGAAAAAAUAAGUUGUGAACAUAAAUUGUGA